Dermacentor silvarum is the source of this 1918-nucleotide messenger RNA. Its product is annotated as gastrula zinc finger protein XlCGF16.1. Gene Ontology annotation, molecular function: DNA-binding transcription factor activity, RNA polymerase II-specific; RNA polymerase II transcription regulatory region sequence-specific DNA binding. The transcript has 3 exons. Gene Ontology annotation, cellular component: nucleus. Bases 252 to 857 code for a protein of 201 amino acids. Lineage: Eukaryota; Metazoa; Arthropoda; Arachnida; Ixodida; Ixodidae. Gene Ontology annotation, biological process: regulation of transcription by RNA polymerase II. The record is from RefSeq and is a predicted model, not a curated record.
CACGUGGCCGGUCGGGCGCGUGUGCAUGCUGCUGACAGCUGAUACGGGGGCACCGGCGCAAACGGCACCGACGUCCUCGAGGCAGUAGCAGCACCGGCAGCGCUUGCUUGCUUGCUUCGACUGUGGCCCGGCCGGCGUAAACAGACAGCGAGGCCUGCAGCAGCGUGCGGCGUUAGCCGGGUGGAACGACGGGUUUCGCAAUAUAGCAUCCAUAUACAGAACCGCGAACGCCGUUUCCAGCUACCAGCAUCAUGACUACCAGUCCAGCCACAAGUCAAAAAGGCGUACCGGUGACCUACACCUACCUGAUCCCAUCAACGCCGACCAGCCCGCACCCGUGGCACAAGGAAGUUUCCCCGCCCCCGAUGGCCCAGCGAGACGACGCUGGCUGCCUCACGUGCGUCUCCUGCCACAAGGAGUUCAGCAGCGAGUACGACUUCAUGGUACAUCAGAGGCGGCAUACGGGCGAGCGACCAUUUCAGUGUUCCAGGUGCUUCGAGUCAUUUGCAUCGGCGUCGGCUCUCCUAUUGCACCGGGGUAGCGUGCACGACAGUCGGUCGCCAUUCCGAUGCACCUUCUGUGGCCGCGCCUUCAACGAAGGCGAUGCCUACUCGCGCCACUUGAGCCGGCACCGGCGAACAGGCUUCUGCUUCCGUUGUUCGUGCACAAGACUUUUUCGCGAUGAAGAGGAGAUCAGGGCACACUUAGCUGUGCAUGAGAGCGGCAAAGGACACAAAUGCCCGUGCUGCCGCAGAGUGUACGAGUCGCUCCUUGCGCUUGGCGCACACUUUAACAAGCACGAGAAGGCUGGCAAAACAAAGACAACAAAGACGCCACCACGGCGCAUCCUACGGUGAUGACAGAGGCAAUGCAGUGCGUUUACAUGCCUGUGUUCACCAUUUGCUCAAGCAGCAUUGGCAUGGGACUCUUCUUGUAGACUAUGCAAUACGCUUUCUGCAAAAGCCUAUGCCUGCUUCCCACGAAAGCACGAAGCACCUAUUGUAAUGUCGUGCCUGAAAUGUUCCUUAACAGCUCAGUCUUCCUGCUGUGGAAGUCCGCCAAUGCUAGGCAACCAGUUGUUCCCUGAGACUGCCAAGCCCUUCAGCGCAACACCCAAAUCCGAACACAGAGGUGAUUUUCAGUGAUACCACAGCAGGUCACUAGACAUAGCAUCUAGUGCAUCCGACUUAACUCUUCUCUGAACCUCCUAUUAACUUGACAUAACUUCGUACCCCGGUUGCAUGAACAGAGGAAGUGUCAAGUCCCAAAAUCAGAGUUGUGAAAUGUGCUGCAAGUGUAAAGUACUAGCAGUGACGGCUGAAGCACAAGGGUGCAUGUGUGUGCAUGCAUGCAUUUUCCAAACCACUUUUCAUGUAGCAAAUGAAACUAGCAAAUAUGCAGUAAAUGCACAAGCCUUCUGUGCACUGCCCAAUGCCUCAACUUUUACAUAAUUAAUAUUUAGUUUAUCAAAAUUUUAUUCUUCUAGCACAACCUUGCACAAUGUACCUAUUCUUAGUGUUUUUAAGUAUAAAGCCAGACUCAGUAGCCUGCCUUUGAACAGCAUUAUUGUCUGCAAACAUGUGACACACAAACUAUUUUUACAGAACUGCCAUAUAACAUAUGCAUUCAUGCAAGCAACAAGAAUGAACAGAUAGAGGGUAGAAGCAAGAAUAUUUAAGUGUCGGGACAUGGAUGCUCAUGUGCCUUUGCGCACAGUAAUGCAGUGUCUGAAAUCAUGUUUUUGUGCAACAUUCGGCAUUAUUUUACUAAAGCUUUAAUGCUUGUCGAGUUAUUUCAGUGUACUUACUACUUUUAGCUUGUACGGUUUCAAAUCGGAAAUAAAUUCACGUGUUAGUAAUGUGUGUUAGCAUUGACACAGGUGUUCUGUUCUGCUUUAUUACAUAGCUGGCAACAGCAA